This is a messenger RNA of Klebsormidium nitens, 1672 nucleotides long. Lineage: Eukaryota; Viridiplantae; Streptophyta; Klebsormidiophyceae; Klebsormidiales; Klebsormidiaceae. The record is from the annotation of a GenBank genome assembly.
GCUAGGAGUAGGAUCGAGGAGUAGGUACAUGUGUGCGUAUUAUUCGCAUGGCGCUAGCUAGACCUUAGAGGAUCUAGCAUCAGCUCCCUCCGUUGCUACAUCGGUAGCUGUGCGGUGAAGCAAUUAUUGAACAGCUUUGUGAUUUCGAUAUCAGCACUUCGCAAACCACUUCCAAGUUGCAUGAGGCUUGGACUGGAUUAAUCUGUGAUCUCCCCGAUGGCGCUCCUGGCUCAAAGAAAGCUGGCUGGUCUGCAUCUGUUUGCGAAGCGGGAAGCCAAAAAAGUGGCAUUCUGUUCAGAGCUGCCGACCCUUAGUGUGCAGACAUAUCUCCUCUCUCGCCUGUUGUCUCACAUCCAGACUCCACCGCCAGGCAUUGCUUUGUCAACACCACAGACAGCGAUUCAUGUGCAGUCAGUAAACGCCGUUGCUCUUAGUAUGACAAAUGGUUCGGAACAAGCCCGUGAGAGACAAGACUCCCAUUCUCAGGCUACCAGCUCACACUUCCACGCAGCGCCUUCACCUCCGGAGACCAAAUGCUGGCCAAAUGGCGGAGGCAUGGUCCAUCAAGAAGCAGAUGUGCAUUUCAGUGCUUUCAUAGAACACGGUGCUGUGGUCCAAAGGGGGGCGGUGGUUGAGAAGGAUGUGCGGAUUGGUGCCUGCUCUGUUGUAGGACCCGAUGUGAGAAUUGGUGAAAGGACAGUUCUCUGGCACAAUGUGUCAUUACUGCACUGCACCAUUGGACGCGAUUGCAUACUGCACAACGGUGUCUCCGUAGGUCAAGACGGCUUUGGAUUCUUUGUCAACGAGAAGGGGGAGAUGAUAAAGAAGCCUCAGGAACUCAACGUAAUCAUUGGAAACAACGUGGAAAUCGGGGCCAAUAGCUGCGUUGACCGCGGAAGCUGGCGGGAUACAGAGAUUGGGGACCACACGAAGAUUGACAAUUUGGUGCAGGUUGGCCACAACGUCAAGAUCGGGCGCUGCUGUAUCCUCUGUGGGCAUGCGGCCAUCGGGGGGUCGGCCGAGCUCGGCGACUAUGUGGUGAUGGGCGGGAAGGCGGGGAUAGCCGACCACGUCAAAGUGCAUCCGCAGGUACGACUAGCUGCGAAGACGGGGGUAAUGUCCGACAUCAAAGAGAAAGGCGAUUAUGCCGGCUUUCCAGCGGUACCGGCUCGAGAGUGGAGACGUUCAGCAAUUGCGGUCCGGAAAUUGGGGCGAGACGCCAAAAAAAGGACCAAGGAAGCGCCAGCCUGACGUCUGGAAGCCGCAUGGUGAUUAGUCGUCUUCAUGGCUCAAGCUCGUACUCAGCCCCGGAGGUUCGAUUCUGUGGGUUGGGUUUCGAAAUGUUCCAUUCCAUCCUCUUCAGUGAUUGCGGAGAUGUGCCGCAGUUUGCACGCAUGUGCAGGACGUGUACUACGCACUAAGCCAUGUUGCAGAUCUAUUCCAGUCGGAAGCGUGCGACAAAUUCGACUAGGCCCGAGGAUGGAAUCGCACUGAGUUACACGCAAAGCAAUAUGGACGUCUCACCAAGGACAUUCGGAGAUGGUCACCAGUUCUGCACUUUGCAUGCUACUAGUCACGUCUAAGUAAAUUUUCAUGUUGUCAGGGCGGAACUUCCAUAAGCAGCAUUCGGCGCCUCCAUUGCUAAUCUGUGAAAAGGCACACAUGUACCGUG